Molecule: messenger RNA, 6240 nt
Organism: Poecile atricapillus (Black-capped chickadee)
Lineage: Eukaryota; Metazoa; Chordata; Aves; Passeriformes; Paridae
Product: 5'-AMP-activated protein kinase catalytic subunit alpha-1-like
Exons: 10
Coding region: 771-2459 (562 amino acids)
Biological process (GO): intracellular signal transduction; protein phosphorylation
Cellular component (GO): cytoplasm
Molecular function (GO): AMP-activated protein kinase activity; ATP binding
Source: RefSeq, a predicted model, not a curated record
UUUACACCUGAACAGGUAAUCAACCCUGAUAAACUGACCUGUCAACUGAAGGGUGUCUUGCCUACCCCACUGCAAACCAGCAGCUCCUCACCCUGUAAUGGGUCCUGGCCUGUGCCUAUUGAGCCACAGUUCAGUACUCUCAGAGGACUGUAGUUGAGGCAGGAAUCCAAACUGCGUUUGAGGAUAAUAAUGGCUGAGAUAGGGACCCAAAGAACAACUACAGUAAUUGCCCCUGCAGUGAAAAAGAAAAACGUACAAGGCGAGCUACAGGUCCAUAUCAUCGAUUAGAAAGGGAGAAGAGGAGGGUCAGUGGAGAAGGAGGGGUGGAGCUUCCAGCGCUGUGUAUUCAAUACCAGUCACGUCACUGCUGGGGGGAGUAGUUCCGGCAGGUAAAAUGCCACGGCCGGAAACAGAAAUGUGGCAAUUUUUGACUGCCUCGCUUCAGUUAAGGGGCCUGCGGAUCCUGGCACCCUACGCCCUGCCGUUUCUUCCCUCGCUUCCCGUCCUUCCAGGACGUUUUUGCAGGACAAGGGACUGAGGAGAGACGGCGGCAUCGAUAUCAGUUGAGUCUAGCCGAACCGAAAAAGGACUCCAGCGGGGUGUUAGGAAGAGGCAGCGAAGCGGCAGAACCGACCCACACAACUCCCAGCACAGUGGACUGGUGGUAGCGGUGGUGCAGGAACCUGGUGCCGAACUGAACUCAGCGGAGGGAGAGUUGACCCGGCUUGGACGACCGAGCUUCUGGGGGUACUGUGUCACGGGCACGCUCUAUGAGCAGGCUCGGCCCUAGGCUCAAGAUGGCGGCAGCAGCGGCAGAUAAACAGAAGCACGAGCACGGACGGGUGAAGAUUGGGCAUUAUAUCUUGGGCGACACGCUCGGUGUCGGUACCUUUGGCAAAGUCAAAGUUGGUAAACAUGAAUUAACUGGGCAUAAAGUUGCAGUGAAGAUCCUAAAUCGACAGAAGAUUCGCAGCCUUGAUGUUGUAGGAAAAAUCCGCAGGGAGAUCCAGAACCUCAAACUCUUCAGGCAUCCUCAUAUAAUUAAACUGUACCAGGUCAUCAGUACACCAACUGACAUUUUCAUGGUGAUGGAAUAUGUUUCAGGAGGAGAACUGUUUGAUUAUAUCUGUAAAAAUGGAAGGCUUGAUGAAAAAGAAAGUAGACGUCUGUUCCAGCAAAUCCUUUCUGGUGUGGAUUAUUGUCACAGGCAUAUGGUAGUACAUAGAGAUCUGAAGCCUGAAAAUGUGCUGCUUGAUGCACACAUGAAUGCCAAGAUAGCUGAUUUUGGUCUAUCAAAUAUGAUGUCAGAUGGAGAAUUUUUAAGAACAAGCUGUGGUUCCCCUAACUAUGCUGCACCAGAAGUAAUUUCAGGAAGAUUAUAUGCAGGUCCAGAAGUAGAUAUUUGGAGCAGUGGAGUUAUUCUCUAUGCUUUGUUAUGUGGAACACUUCCAUUUGAUGAUGAUCACGUGCCAACCCUUUUUAAGAAGAUAUGUGAUGGUAUCUUUUAUACCCCUCAAUACCUGAAUCCAUCUGUAUCUAGUCUUCUGAAACACAUGCUGCAAGUAGAUCCAAUGAAGAGAGCAACAAUCAGAAACAUUAGAGAACAUGAAUGGUUUAAGCAGGACCUUCCCAAGUACCUGUUUCCUGAAGACCCAUCAUAUAGUUCUACCAUGAUUGAUGAUGAAGCCUUAAAAGAAGUGUGUGAGAAGUUUGAAUGCACUGAAGAAGAAGUGCUAAGUUGUCUGUACAGCCAAAAUCAUCAGGACCCUUUAGUGGUUGCUUAUCACCUCAUUAUAGAUAAUAGAAGAAUAAUGAAUGAGGCCAAAGACUUCUACUUAGCUACAAGCCCACCAGAUUUUUUUCUUGAUGAUCACAAUCUGUCUCGACCUCAUCCUGAAAGAGUGCCAUUCCUAGUAGCUGAAGCACCACGUCCCCGCCAUACUCUUGAUGAGCUGAAUCCACAGAAGUCAAAACACCAAGGUGUAAGAAGAGCGAAGUGGCAUUUGGGAAUACGGAGUCAGAGUAGACCAAAUGAUAUCAUGGCUGAAGUUUGUCGAGCAAUUAAACAACUGGAUUAUGAAUGGAAGGUUGUAAAUCCAUACUAUCUGCGUGUUCGAAGCAAGAAUCCAGUGACAAGUGCAUAUUCUAAAAUGAGUCUACAGUUGUACCAGGUGGAUAGCAGGACAUACUUACUGGACUUCCGUAGCAUUGAUGAUGAAAUUACUGAAGCAAAAUCUGGGACUGCAACUCCACAGAGAUCAGGUUCUGUGAGCAACUGUAGAUCCUGUCAAAAAGAUUCAGAUAGUGAUGCACAGGGAAAAUCUGCAGAUAUAUCCCUUACACCAUCAGUGACCUCUUUGAUUGAUUCUUCUAAGGCUGAAUUAACUCCAAGACCAGGGAGUCAUACAAUCGAAUUCUUUGAGAUGUGUGCAAAUCUUAUUAAAAUACUUGCACAAUAAGUUUGAAAGUGGGCUUAUUUCUUUUACAGCAAUAAGCAUGCUUAAAUCAUAGUCAGAUGCUUCCAGUUAUAAUCAAGUUAAAUUAACUAAGGUACUGAAAAAACUAGCCACAGAAUGCAAUUUUCAGGGGGAUUGGAAUGAUUAUAGGCCAUUAUGUAUAUUAUUUUGAAGCUGGAGUGAAUUCUGAUUGUCUGCUGUCCAAUAGCAUAAUACAGGUAUAGGAAGUCACGUGCCCUUGGGGCAGUGUUUAUAACACUUUACACUGAUUGCAGAUUAGAAUUCAAAUAUUUAAGUUAUGCUGUCCUUCUUGCUAUUUUUCACUGAUAAUACAUACAUCUAAUGCACUGUAAGUAAAUGUAGUUCAAUGACUUAAGUAUGACUUGAUCAUCAUCUAUAGUUGUGCCUUAGUUGAUCAGAAUUGUCAGCAUCUAACAGUAAUAUGCUAAAACUGCUGUUUCUUCCCUCUUAUUUGACAGUAAAUGAUAAAGAAUAGUUCAAUGCAUUAUAAUAUACUAUUUUUAAUAACAGAUAAAUUUGAUUAAAUGCAUGCAAAUCCAACCAGGUGAAAAUAUAUGUAGGGGCUCUGUAACGCACUAAGGGUGAAAUUCUGUGGGCUGUAAGUAGAACAAUUCAGGCUACAGCAGUGGUGAGAGGCUUAAUGCUGAGAACACUUGGCACCCUGUGGGCUGAAACAAAUUGUGGUUCUGUGAAGGAGAACUGUCAGCAGGUUCCUGAUCUGUGCAGAUUUAGUAGUUCAUAUCUUAGUGUGGUAGCAGCACAGCAGUUUCCCAUUGCUGCUGCAGGCUGAGAAUCCUGUUCCUUAUAAACACAUGCAUGUAGUUAAUACCACAGCUCUAUGGCCUCUUGCAUGCUAUUCCAGAAUCUAAAAUUUUCACUUUAAAAGUAUGUUCAUACUUUGAUAGAACUAUUUAUAUCAUAUGCUACCUUGCCAUAUAUCUUAUAGAAUUCACAUUGCAGUUGAAAAUACAUAUAUAGGUUUUGUUUUUUUCAAAUCCACCUUUAUAGUGAACUCUGCCAUUUAAAUUGUGGUGUUAAUAGUCGAACUUUUCAGUUGAACAUUUAAAACUGAUCAUGACAGCUUAUCAUAUAAUCAUGGAAUGGUUUGGGUUGGGAGGGACCUUAAAGAUUAUCUGCUUCUAACUCCAGGGACACGUUCCACUAGACCAGGUUACUUGUAACCCCAUUCAACCUGGCUUGAACACUUCCAGGGAUGGGGUGUCCACAACGUCCCUGAGCAACCUGUGUCAGGGCCUCACCACACUCAUAGUAAAGAACUUCUUCCUAAUACCUAAUCUAAACUUGCUCUCCUUCAGCUUAAAGCCAUUCCCCCUUCUCUUGUCACUGAAAAGUCCCUCUCUAUGUACCUUGUAGGCCCCCUUUAGGUACUGGAAGGCUUCAGUAAGGUCACCCCAGAGCCUUCUCUUCUCCAGGCUAAACAGCCCUAUGUCUUUCAGCCUGUCUUCAUAGGGAGGUGUUUCAGCCCUCUGAUCCUCUUUGUGGCCUCCUUUGGACUUGUAUUGAGAGACCGCCAGCUUUUUCACCACCCUUCACAGAAGUAAAAGUGAACGCUGUUUAUUUCUAUCUUUAGCACACCUUUAAUAGGGUUCUACAGGGUCUCCGGGCUAAGCAAGUUACUAUUGGCUAAUACACACAGGUUUAUAUUCUUUCUCUUAUACACAAGGAUAUUGUUUUACUUUAUUCUCUCUUCUGCAGGAAGGUUUCAAGGACUUUAGCCUUUAAUAUCACGACAUUUCAAAGACUGGUUUGUGCAGACAGGCCUUUACUAAUAUAUAAAAUAUAUCAACAGACUUGUUCUAAAAGGUCAAUGUAUUUUCUUGUGUUGGAGGCCCCAGAGCUGGAUGCAGGACUCCAGGUGGGAUCUCACAAGAAGAGAGUGGAGGAGCAGAAUCACCUCCCUCAACCAGCUGGGUAUGCAGUGAUAGGAUGUGGGGGAAUGGCCUUAAGCUGAAGGAGAGCAGGUUUAGAUUAGAUAUGAGGAAGAAAUUCUUUAUUAUAAGGGCGGUGAGGCACUGGCACAGGUUGCCCACAGGUUGUGGAUUCCCCAUCCCUGGAAGUGUUCAAGGCGAGGUUGGAUGGGGCUUGGAGCAAUCUGGUCUAGUGGAAGGUGUCCCUGCCCAUGGCAGGGGGGUUGGAAGUAGAUGAUCUUUAAGGUCCCUUCUGACCCCAGCUAUUCUGUGAUUCUAUAUCAAGCUUAUCAUCCACAACCAUCCUCCCAGGGAUAAUUCUUGAUCCUUUCUAUGUCCAGCCUUUACUUGUGCUUGGGAUUCAAAAAAAUUUUAACAGUAGAUUUCUGUUACCAGUGUCAUAAAUCCUACCACAGUUAUAGUUUUUGCAAUGUUUUCAGAACAAAAUUGAACCUUAAAUGUUAAAAUCUUAGCUAAUACUUGCAAAAAAACAUUUAAUCUCUUGUAAACUGAAUGUAAUUAUCCACAGUUCCAUUUUCAUCUAGCACUAAUAGAUGUAAACACUGCACAAUAAACUAUGUCAUAAAACAUUCACAUUCAUCAAUGAGUAUUCUCUUCAAAAUCAACUUCAUUACCUACUUCCUUUCAAAGAUUGCUAUCCUGGUUAGAGACUGGAAACAAGGCAUUAUUAUGAACAAUAAAGUCUUGACCCUGAAAAUGAAUGCAAGUUAUUGUCAAUGUCUAGCUGAAAAAUGAUAGCUACACCUAUAAGAACAGUCCAAUCCAGGCCAACUGGUUCCAGUUGUGAAUAUGCACAGCACAGAAUUUGAACAAACUUAAAGCUGAUUAAGCCCUGGAGCUGCUGUAACUGUGUUCUGAACUGGGAAAUGGUGUCAUUUGCCUAAUACGUAGGUACAUGUUACAACUCCAGUUCUUUAACCUCAAGUAUCACAGACUGUCCCCAUAAUGCAAGGUUCUAUUACUGUAUCUCAAAGUGGAAAAUUUCUCUUAAAUAAUGCUUUGGGUUUAAACUUCUGAGACUGAGAUGUCAACAUGAGACCAGCUGCCAAUCCUACAUAAGUGGGGGUUUGUGUUAUGUGGGGUCUUUUUAAGCCUUGUAAGAAAUUAUUCUGAUGUACUAAAUAAAUCAGUGUACUCAUUUUUGUUACCCUUUUAUUUUGAAGUUGGUAAAUAUUGUACAAUAUAACAAAUUCAGAGGUUUGGGGUUUUUUUUAAUUGCAGUAAUUUCUCACUUAGAAUUGGUUUGGAAUCACUGAAAGGGUCUCUGUGUAUGUUUAGCUAAAUAUUUAUAAAUGAUAUCUGGUCCUGGUUUGCAAAUUUGUAAUGCUGACCACAGGUGCAAGGUGUCAAGGUACAAAUAUAUUUUAAUUUUUAUAUACUUUUUGGCAGUCAUGCAUUAAGGCAACCUUGGUUAUUUUGUCUCAGUAUCUGAUAGUUGAAGAGAGUUUCUGGCAGAAGUGUACAGUAUGUAUAGCUUUAUUUAAAGGAAAUUUUAUUGGCAUGAUAAAUCACUUUUGAUGGACAAAAGUUUCCUGAUGGAACAGAGUUAGGGUAGGGUUUGGGUUUUUUUGGUUUGUUUGUUUGUUGUGGGGGUUAGCUUAUACAGUGGGGGGGGGAGGGAGAAAGGGGGACUGACAAGCUCUUUGAAUCCAGAACAGUUGUCUGUUGUGUAACUUUCCUAUGCUUUGUAGAUCUUGCUUGUUGAAACUGCUUUCUUCAGAUGUUCCUACUGAUCUUGCAGAUCAUGUUUUAGCAUCACACUAGUAUCUGCCAAUAGGUUGUGAAACUUAUGCAAAUAUACCAAUUGGUCUAUA